GAGGGAGCUGCAUCUGGUGCUCAGGGUGCCCAUGGAGUAAGGAAAUGGGUGGAUGGGGGGAGCAAACAAUAAGCACCCUGACCUCUCAGGCCCAUGGCCCUGGUGAAGGUGGUGCUUGGGGCCCACAACCUGCGGAACGCCGAGCCCAGCCAACAGAAGUUCUCCGUCACUCGCCAGUUUUCCAACAACUAUGACCCAGAGCUGAAGCACAAUGACAUUCUCCUACUGCAGCUGGACCGCCCUGCCAACCUCACCGCCCAGGUCACAGUGGCGCAGCUCCCGGAGCAGGACCAGCUGCUGCCCCACGGCACCCAGUGCCUGGCCAUGGGCUGGGGCCGCCUGGGCACCAUGGAACCAUUGCCCCAGGUCCUUCAGGAGCUGAAUGUCACCGUGGUCACCUUCCUGUGUCGGCCAGAGAACGUGUGCACCUUCGUUCCCCGGCGCAAAGCUGGCAUCUGCUUUGGGGACUCUGGCGGCCCCUUGAUCUGCGACGGCGUCCUCCAGGCCGUGGACUCCUUCCUCGUUCGGGAGUGUGCCAACCGCCAGUACCCGGACUUCUACGCUCGAGUUGCCCUCUAUGUGGACUGGAUUCAGUCUGUGCUGAGAAGUGUGGGGGGUGAGGGCAGCCCCUGA
Molecule: messenger RNA, 633 nt
Organism: Myotis lucifugus (little brown bat)
Lineage: Eukaryota; Metazoa; Chordata; Mammalia; Chiroptera; Vespertilionidae
Product: myeloblastin-like
Exons: 3
Coding region: 94-633 (179 amino acids)
Biological process (GO): proteolysis
Molecular function (GO): serine-type endopeptidase activity
Source: RefSeq, a predicted model, not a curated record